Molecule: messenger RNA, 1005 nt
Organism: Naegleria gruberi
Lineage: Eukaryota; Heterolobosea; Eutetramitea; Acrasida; Naegleriidae
Exons: 1
Coding region: 1-1005 (334 amino acids)
Molecular function (GO): GTP binding; GTPase activity
Source: RefSeq, a predicted model, not a curated record
AUGCAUCAAGAUGUUUGGAGGGAAGUUUUUCAAUUUUUGGAACCGAUUGAUUUGGUGAGUUCAAUGUUGGCUAUUGUAGAAGAAUCAAUUGUUACGUUUGAGAGUAUUGCUUUGGGAGAUUGUAGAGUUUCAUUCCGAUAUAUUGAUCACAAUGAUGAUUGGUCAGAAAAUCAAUUAAAUUCUGAAUAUUGUUUGGAUUAUGUUAGAAUAUUGGGAAAUGUAAAUUAUAUUGUUAAUUUAUAUUUAUUAAAAUUGGGAAUUAAAUUGGGAAAUUUUGAUAGUCAAUCGAAUGUUGAAUCGAUACUUGAUAGUUAUCAAUUUAGUUUAUUGGAAUUUUAUAGAAAAAGUUUACUUCAAGUUGAAUUUCCACCAUUUGAACCAACUACACCAGAUAAAGCAUAUGUAUUGAAAUAUGUUACAAUUGGAGAUAGGUCAAUUGGAAAGAAAACUUUACAAAUGUAUUUGAGGGAUGGAAAAUUUGAUCCUCACCCACCAAUUGGAGUUGAUUUCUGUAUCAAGAGGUGUGCUCUAAAAGGAGGACCAAAUAUUAAACAUCAAAUAUGGAAUGCUUCAGAUAUGAGACAAGAAUCAAAGCCAGAACUUAUUCAAAAACUUAGUCGAUAUGGAUUUUCAUUCCUCUUUUGCUUCUCAAUGGAAAAUGAGGAAACCUUCAAAGUGAUGGAACAGUGGAUUGAACCUCUUAGGAACCUUGAUAUUUCAAAAAGAUUGGGUUUAAUCAUUGGCUUUCAUCCAUUCAUUAAGAACGAAACAAAACAACACUUGACUCGAUUGGAAGCUGUGAAAAAAUCUUGGCAAUUUGAAAAAUCAUUAUUUCUCGAAAUUGACACUGCCAAGAACCAGAAUAUAUAUGCUCUUGUUUGGUUCCUUCAGAUAAAGUAUACAUACUUUAAACCUCCUUCGACAAUGUAUUAUGUAGCACCUGAAAAUAUUACAAAGCAACAAGAAGAAGAGCCUGUUAAAAAGUCAUUCUGUAUUAUACAAUAA